Molecule: messenger RNA, 1464 nt
Organism: Knipowitschia caucasica
Lineage: Eukaryota; Metazoa; Chordata; Actinopteri; Gobiiformes; Gobiidae
Source: the annotation of a GenBank genome assembly
AUGCUAGCAGGUACAUUAGGCGGAGAGGGCGGAACUCUAGGAGAGCUUAGAGCGGCGCGAGGAAGAGGCGAGCGGAUAGAGUCGGUCGUAGACGCGGCUACUACGGCGCAGAGAGGCGGAGAAGACAGGCGAGAGGAGGGAGAGAGAGGACAGAGGCAGCAGAGGAGCGAGGAUAGCGGAGGGAGGACAGCGGGAUCUCGGCGACGCGGCUACGAGAGGGAGGACGGAGGAGAUCGCCCGCAGUAUAGCGGCUCGAUGCGCAGAGAUGGCUGCCAUACAUGGAUACAGACUGCGACGAGCGCAGAGGAGGGAGGAGGCAGAGCGAGGAGAGCGGAUAGAGGAGACAGGAGUGAGAGGGCUGAGAUUUGCCCCGAUCUUCUCCGCUGGAGGCUGAACGCGGUGAUCAAGAUGUCUGUAGCAGGGUUGAGGAAGCAGUUUUACAAAGCCAGCCAGCUGGUGAGUGAGAAAGUGGGCGGUGCAGAAGGAACCAAACUAGAUGAGGAAUUCAAAGACCUGGAACGGAAAGUAGAUGUGACGAGUAAAGCAGUAGUAGAUGUCAUCUCAAAAACAUCAGAGUACCUUCAGCCCAAUCCAGCAUCCAGGGCCAAACUGUCCAUGUUGAACACAGUGUCUAAGAUCCGUGGCCAAGUGAAGAACCCGGGCUACCCCCAGGCAGAAGGCCUGAUGGGAGAGUGCAUGGCCAAAUAUGGACGAGAGCUGGGAGAAGACACUAACUUUGGAGGAGCGCUGUUUGAUGUGGGCGAGUCCAUGAAGAGGCUGGCAGAAGUCAAAGACUCUCUGGACAUCGACGUCAAGCAGAACUUUAUCGACCCGUUACAGGGGCUUUGUGACAAGGACCUGAGAGAAAUACAGCACCACCUGAAGAAGUUGGAAGGUCGCCGGCUUGAUUACGAUUACAAAAAGAAGCGCCAGGGAAAGAUCCCUGAUGAGGAGAUCCAGCAGGCCCUGGAGAAGUUUCAUGAGUCCAAAGAAGUGGCCCAGACGAGCAUGUACAACCUGCUGGAGACGGAUAUCGAGCAGGUGAGUCAGCUGUCCUCUCUGGUGGAGUCCCAGCUGCAGUACCACAGAGAGGCCGUGCAGGUGCUGGAGGAACUUUACAGCAAGCUCCAGGAGAGGGUGACGGAGGCUCAGACACGCCCCAGACGUGAAUAUACACCGAAACCCAAACCCGUGUAUGACUUUGGAGACAACAGCCAUUCAAACGGAGGAUACACUUCCUCCAUGUCUGCACCACCGUCACGCAACUCCGCUCCUGAACAGCCGAGCUGUAAGGCCCUGUACGACUUCGAUCCAGAGAACGAGGGCGAGCUGGGAUUUCGUGAGGGAGACAUUAUUAUUUUAACCAAUCAGAUCGACGAGAACUGGUAUGAGGGCAUGCUCAACAGCCAGUCUGGAUUCUUCCCUCUCAACUAUGUGGAGGUUCUGGUCCCACUGCCGCAUUAG